AGUUUGUUAUUCGCGACCGCUAUUAUUAAAUAGCAGCAUCGUUCUAUUCUCCUUCGUGACGCAGCAUAUCAGAAAACUAAUUCAACAGCCAAAGGUUAUCAAUAUGGUUUUGAUAAUAGCCCUUGGAGUUUUAUUGUCAACAAUUUUAUUAUACUGUGCAUACUCAAAAUGGAAGUUCCAAUAUUGGGCACGACAAGGAGUUCCUCAAUUAAAUCCUCGCAUAUUUUUUGGAGACACUCUUCCUUUGGUUAGAGGCAAACCAGUCCAAGACUUCCACUUGGAUAUUUAUCAGAAGUUCAAACCCACUGGCGCCAAAUGCGUAGGAAUGUAUAAUUCACAUAUACCUGAGUUAGUGGCCAUUGAUAUCAAUUUGCUGAAAGAUAUCAUAGUGAAAGAUUAUUCAUCCUUUGCCUCACAUGGACUGUUCUAUCAUGAAAAGAAUGUACUCACACCUCACGUGUUUAAUAUUGAGGGACAAAUUUGGAAAGAGCGUCGAACGAAAUUGACUCCAUUAUUUACUUCCGCAAAAAUGAAACAAAUGUUUGCCACAGUGGCUGGUAAAAGCCCUGGACUGAUUCGACUCGUAGGCUUGUCAGUCGAUGCUAACAAACCUGCCGACAUAAAAGAAAUUCUUUCAAGAUUUACGACUGAUGUAAUUUCGGAGGCAGCAUUUGGACUUGAUUGCAAAUCUUUGGAUGAGCCGGAUAACAUGUUUCGAUCAAUUGGAAGGGAGGCUUUCAAGCCUAAUUCCAUCAAGUUAUAUAUAGAGAAUUUAUUCCCUAGCCAAUUCUUAGGCAAUAUUGGAUAUCAAGCAUUUUCAAGUCGCAUUGUGUCUUAUUUCUCAAAAGUUGUAAAUGAAACUAUCCAAUACAGAGAAAAGAAUAACGUUCAGCGAAAUGACUUCUUGCAGCUCAUGCUGCAGCUAAAGCAGCACGGAUCGCUCGUGAAAGAAGAUGGCACCGUUGACGUAAAAGUUUUGCCAAUUUCAGAAACGGGAGCAUAUAUCACCGACAAGGAAAUUCUUAGCGAAUCAUUCGUAAUAUUCCUGGCCGGACAUGAAACAUCUUCAAGUGCAUCCACUUUUGCUUUAUUUGCUCUUGCCCAAAAUCCAGAUAUCCAAGACAAACUCCGGACUGAAAUUAAUGAGGUAUUGAAAAGACACGAUGGAAAAUUCGGCUAUGACGCUAUCAUAGAGAUGGAGUAUCUUGACAAAGUAGUAAGAGAAACCCUACGUAAAUAUCCGGUUGCGCCAGUUAUUCCUAGGAGAUGCACUAAAGACUACAAAAUCAGAGACACGAAUAUAGUCAUUGAAAAAGGAACCAGAAUAUACAUUCCCGUAAUUGGAGUACAUCUAGAUCCUGAAUACUAUCCCGAUCCAGACCGAUUUGACCCUGAAAGAUUCAGUCCGGAAAACAAAGCCAUACGACCGGACAUUGCUUGGAUGCCAUUUGGUGAUGGACCUAGGCAAUGCUUAGGAAUGAGAUUUGGCUUGCUGCAAACCAAAGUUGCCUUAGCGUCUCUCUUGCAGGAAUUCAAAUUUACUUUAAACAAAGCUAUGAAGGCUCCAUAUACAGCAGAUACCGGUACCUUUGUGUACAUGUUCAAGCAGGAUGUGCUUUUAGACGCUACGAGAGUAAACUAGAAUAAACUAUAUAGUGCUAUUCGUUUAACUGCGGUCAUGGCCCAAAUUAAGAAUAUAGUGAGAAAACUUCAAAUUCAACUAAAGAACGGAUUUCCAAAUAUACAAGAAAGCAAUUUAAUAGCUCAAGCAACUAUUUUGGACCGGUGGAAAUAAUUCGAGUUUAUGGACAAGGGAGGAUACAAAUGAGGUGUUGAAAACUUAUAAACAGAAGCAGCUAACAGUACACCCCCUGAUGGAAAUGUAGAAAAUAAAAGAUGUGAUAAUCGUAUUCAAAGUGAAGUCGCACAAAUCGACCAAAAUAUUGCAUUUAAAAACAGUUUAUUUGAUGGUUUAUUGUUUGAGUUUUAUGCGGAAGUUUGACAACACUCAAAUCCGAGCAAUUCCACAGCAUUUAUUAGUCUAGAAAUAAAUCAAUAUUUAGA
Molecule: messenger RNA, 2064 nt
Organism: Dendroctonus ponderosae (mountain pine beetle)
Lineage: Eukaryota; Metazoa; Arthropoda; Insecta; Coleoptera; Curculionidae
Product: cytochrome P450 6A1
Exons: 9
Coding region: 104-1642 (512 amino acids)
Molecular function (GO): iron ion binding; oxidoreductase activity, acting on paired donors, with incorporation or reduction of molecular oxygen; monooxygenase activity
Source: RefSeq, a predicted model, not a curated record